UAUGUUUGUUUUAAAUGUAUCGUAUCGUAGGUCGGGUCUAUUUUUACUUGCGUACAUAAAAAACCAUUUUAAAAGUCGAUAGCGUAUGUUAUUCGGUAAUUAUGAAAGCUCUGUUAGCUAAAGUCGAUAAAAGACCCGUCUACCCUGUGGGCAGGGUGAAUGGCGUCGUGGGAGCUCCUCUGGGAGUGGACGAUUUUGAUUCCUCCGAUAGUGACGAUGAACACAACACAAAAGAGUACGAACAGGAGUUUGUACGUGAAGAAAUGUCCAGAUAUUUUGAUCCAGUCGCUUCACAGACUCUGGAUAAUGGGACUCUAUCCCAAGUCGAUACAAUCGCAACAGAACACACUAUUAACCGCGUCGAUGUAUACGAAAAGCACAAUUUCAGACUGAAAACUGAUAUUAAGAAAGAUCUGCCAAUCGAUGGUUACAAAAGCAUGAUUUUAUCUCGGGUGGAGUUCAGUCAGGUGACUGUAAUUGAGGGGCCUACAGGAUGUGGUAAGACCACCCAAGUGCCACAAAUGAUUAUGGACAGUUACAGAGAAAAAGGCCAGUACUGUAACAUCGUUGUGACACAGCCACGAAAAAUAGCCACUAUCAACGUGGCUAAAAGAGUUUGCGAAGAAAGAGGUUGGAGUUUAGGAGUGGUUUGCGGAUAUCAAGUCGGCCUGGAAAAGGAAGUUUCCAGAGAUGUUAUUAUAACCUACAUGACCAUCGGAGUGUUACUCCAGAAAUUGAUUCGUGCUAAAUCAUUGAGGGAGUACACACAUAUUAUUAUUGACGAAGUACACGAGAGAAAUCAAGAGUUGGAUUUCCUUUUGCUGAUUGUGAGGAAGUUUCUGUUUACGAAUUCAAUAGGAACAAGGGUGGUUCUGAUGUCAGCUACGAUGAAUUCCGACGAGUUUGCGCAUUAUUUUCGUAAACAAUCAUCGGGAAAAACAAUUCCGGCGCCUAUAAUAAAGGUGGACACGAAUUCUCAGUAUAAAAAGACAAUUUUCCCAUUAGAUCUCAUCUGGCAAGUUUCAAAAUCUAUGCCAAAAUUUGACAUCGAGAAACCGGAAAUAUCCAAAGAGAUUUGGGAAAUUUUCACUUUUCUUAUUGAAGUGUUUGAUAAAUUGGAUGCCGAUGGACCAGAAGAAGGUAGAGUAACAGGAAGUGUUUUAGUGUUUCUGCCUGGUAUCAAUGAGAUUGAGGAGGCGCACAGACUGCUUAAAAGUAAAGACAGUUCGUCUAGAAGAGGCCUGAAGUGGGAAAUUGUUCCUUUACAUUCAUCUCUACCCAACGAUGAGCAAGCCAAGGCUUUCAAACCUUCUCCAAAAGGUUUCAGAAAGAUUAUACUUUCGACUAAUAUCGCAGAGAGUUCAAUUACAGUAGCAGAUAUAGGUUAUGUGAUCGAUUUCUGUUUGACAAAAGUGAUGACAGUGGCAGAUUUCACCAAUUAUAUGUGCUUGAAACUGGAAUGGGCGUCUCACGUGAACUGUGAUCAAAGAGCUGGACGUGUUGGAAGAACCUGUGAUGGAAGAGUUUACAGAUUGGUGACCAAACGGUUUUAUAAUGAAGAAAUGUCCAAGACCAGUCAGCCAGAGAUUUUGAGAGCCCCGUUGAACAGAAUCGUAUUACAAUCGAAAAUGUUAGAGUUAAAUGAAACUCCAUCCCAGAUUCUUGCUCUAGCUAUGGCGCCUCCAAAUUUGAAGAACAUUGAAACUACGAUUUCACAACUUAAAGAGAUUGGCGGUUUGCUGAAGACUUGCCGAGGUGUAUUGUCUUCAGCCGAUGGGGAUAUAACGUUUUUAGGAAGAGUUAUGGCCAGCUUGCCUAUAGACGUCCACCUUGCCAAAAUGAUAGUGCUGGGACAGCUGUACAGUUGUUUGGACGAGACUGUCAUUAUUGCUGCCGGUUGUUCGGUCCAAAAUAUUUUUUCAAUACCAUUUCAAAAACGUUUAGAAGCUUACAAAAAGCUUCUGCUGUGGGCGGAUGGUUCCAACAGCGAUCUCAUUGCUCUUCUAAAUUUAUAUACGGUUUGGCAAAACUUGAAAAGAGAAAACGCUUUCCAAAAUCAACGGCAAGAACUGGAAUGGUGCCAUAGAAACCUUGUCAGUCUCAAGGGCCUAAAAGAAUGGCACUUGCUGGUAACCGAAAUCAGAGAACGUUUGACUAGGUUGGAAAUUAAGGAGACAGCGGGGCCUGGCAAAGUAGUUUUGUCCCGCAUCGAGAAACCCACUGUGUUAAAGGUGGUCAUGGCAGGGGCUUUUUACCCAAAUUACUUUAUCAAGACUAGCGAGGGUAAAGAUUCCUCAGAAAGAGAGGCUGUCAAAGUAGUUGGAGGAAGAGAUCCAUUUUCCACAGUCUAUUUUACCGGUUUUGACCCCAAGCAACCUGGCCAGAUAUACGUCAAGCAAAUCAAGAAAAUGAUUGAGGCAAACAUCGAAAAAAAUGCUGAUAUACAUGUCGGUUUUGACGGAAGCAUGAAAAUUUACGUGGAAUUUAAAAACGCGUUCCAAAGGGAUCCCGUAGCCGUGGACGUGGACGGUAGCUUGCGAUUGGCUACCGCGUCAGGCCGAAUUCCCAGCGCCGUCUAUGAAAUGAUACGUCAACGUCAGUUGCGCUACGAGUUCAAAUUAAAACUUUUAGAUCCAGGAAAAGCUUGGGAAUUUGCUGAAAAACACGGAGUGCGUCGCGAAAUAGGAGGAAGUAGCCGCAGCAUGGAAACUGACCCAGUUAACUGUUUUACGACGUUCGAUUACAGUCCCAUACCUACCAUGGACACCCAGUAUGCUCGAAUUCAUAUUUCAAACCAUAUCGACGCCGGACAUUUUUGGGUGCAAAACGAUGACGCCCGGACAAAUGAACUACUGCAAAAAAUCGACGAGGCCUUGAACAGACAAGUGUUGAAUCCGCUUCAAGAACCACCCAAAGUGGGUGCUCUCUAUGCUGCUAGAUUUAAGGAGGAUGGGCUCUUCUACAGGUGCAAAGUGCUAGCUGUGGGAGGCAGAAUUAAUCAGAUACUUUUCGUCGACUACGGCAACGUGCAAGAAGUGCGCGCCGACGAGCUGUACAUCAUGCCGCAACGCCCCCAGUGUUUGACCCCGCCCCUGGCCUACGAAUGCGCGUUGGUAGGCGUACGCCCCGCCUACCGCUAUAACCCGGCGGGCGUGUGGAGUGACGCGGUCAACGAGAAUUUCUGCAAACUGACCAGCGGGCUGCUGCUCUUCGCCGAGGUUUAUUCUGUGGUCAACGAUUUAGUGGAGAUCUAUUUGUACCGAAGUGAGAAAAAGGACGUGUCUAUGAACGAUUAUUUGCUAAACAACGGCUUCGCGGAACCGUGCAACCCUAGUUUCUUGUCUAAGCAAAACCACGAGCAACGAGCCCAAGUCCAAGCCUCGGGCAAUCCCUUCGAAGAGGCGAGAAGACUGGACGUGGACACUAUAGCCAGCUACUCGGACUUUGCCGACCCGCUGCGCGAAACAGGCCGCUUCACGCUGGUAGACCUGCGCGGUCCCUUCAGCCCGCUGGAGGCCAAACUGUUCGCGUGCACCGCCGGCGGCUCAGGCAGGGGCGUCGAUAUAGAGGGGAGCUCGGUGAACGCGGUGCUGUUGGACACCGAGCCGGACAGUCCGCACGCGAGAUUGCUGGUAGCAGCUCACGUUGGCCAAACUGCCGGCGCAGGUAAACUGAUGUUACGUCAAACUACCUUGUUGCCAAACGUACCCGGAUUUCCUAUGCUCCUCACCACGAUAUUCUGCCCGACCAUGGAAGCCAAACUGACUGAAGAUAAUUCACUAGUUGCUGCAGUGUUGUGUGGAUUGGGUUAUAACAAAUCAACAAAUAAGGCUUUGUACCCUGCUGAUGAUAUAUUGUUAAGAUUGGACACAGAACUGCAAAUUGAUGAGUUAGAAAAGAUUAACAAAUUGCGAUACCUCAUGAACACCGGCUUAAAACUAAUGGGCGACGUUGAACAGAACAGAUCAUCGCAGAACGAGCUCUUGCACACCCAGGUCAAAAUCAGGGAACACUUGUUUGGGCUGAUCAACAUGGAGAGGACACCCAUAGAUAGGAUAACCGCCUCGCCAACGACCACAUCUUGGGGCAUACACGGUGGUCUGGGCAUGUUGCGUCCAAACUUGACCAACGAAGACCAAGACGUUUGGGAACUUUUGCUGUUCCUCAAGCUGGCCGACAUGAACGGCCAACAGAGGGAGGUGACGAAGAAUUUGGAGACCAUCCAGAACAUGCUUUAUAACGCUAAAGAAUUCGAACCAAUCAAAUGCCUCCUGUGUAAUAUAGAACUGUCGUUCCUGCACGAGCUCAGGUUUCACGUAAUAUCGGAAGCGCACGAGUCCAAAGAGCAGGAAUUCAACAUGGAGAUGUACGACGAGGAGGAUGACAGCGAUGAACGCGAGUAAAGAUCUUUAUUCUAAGCUUAUUACGACGCUUUUUUUUAUUAAAAAAACAACAAUGACGUAUUAAAGUUAUGAUACUAUAACUUAAAUGAUAAAAUAUUCGAAAUACUACAAUUUUUUGCAGUGGGACAAGACAGUUUUUUGAUAAAUUUUUAGUGGGAUAUUCUUCAAAUCUUUAUUAAGUUUUUUUAAUUAUGACGAAUAUCCUCAUUUAAAAUUUAAUAAAAAAUUGUUUAAAUCUCAAAAAAUAUUCACCAGAUAUAUAAUUAUAAAAUAAUAAACAUUAUUUUAUGUAGAUACUGAAAUUAACAUUUCUAUUUCAACUUUUCAACUAUAACCAUAUUUUUUCAAUAUGUAACAUUAUUAAUGUCGUAUACUAGAGUUUACCUUGUAUAUGAAUUUAUGUAAUUUCAUCACUAUGUAUUACAGAAAUCUUUAAUUAUUUUUUUAUGUCCAAUAUUUGGACUAUGCUACCUACUAUGGCAAUAAACCAUACUGAUUUACAGGGAAGUAUUUCGGUUAUUACUAUUAUUACUAAUAAUACUAUAAUAAGUAUUUUAUAAAUCGUUUAAUAAUUUUCUAUGUUCUUUAUAUGUGUUAGUUUUUUUUUAUUUUUUAAUGUUAGCUUUGUGUCACACGGAAUACUACGAUUUAUUUUGUUUAAAAUAAUUUUGAUGUUUUUUUUUGGGGAAAAAUGUACAAUUUUUCCUUUUCGAUGGCUGUUUAUGAAACUAGAUUUUAGGUGUUAAAACAUUAACAAAUUAUUAGGUUAGUUUCUUAGAUUUUAUUUAAUUGAGAUGCUUUGUUUUUGAUAUAAUAAAGAGUUAUUUUUUGUG
This is a messenger RNA of Sitophilus oryzae (rice weevil), 5236 nucleotides long. Its product is annotated as probable ATP-dependent RNA helicase spindle-E. Lineage: Eukaryota; Metazoa; Arthropoda; Insecta; Coleoptera; Curculionidae. Gene Ontology annotation, cellular component: intracellular anatomical structure. The transcript is spliced from 22 exons. The record is from RefSeq and is a predicted model, not a curated record. Gene Ontology annotation, molecular function: RNA binding; ATP binding. Bases 102 to 4403 code for a protein of 1433 amino acids.